GGCUGGGGCAGGUGGGGCAGGGAGGCAAGAAGGGGAUAACACACUCUUAACAUUCCACAGGGGUUAUCCCCAUUUGACUGUAACAGAGGUGAACUGCCAUGCUAAACAUGAGAACCUAGUUCAUCCCCGAUUUUUCUAUCAAACAGACUAAUAAAGCACAUGGAUUUGCUAGGUGUUAAUCCCUUGAAAAUUUCAGCCCCCUCACGCACCUUCCAGAAUUGCCUGGUUCUUUUUCUGGGCAGGUUUGAAGGGGGAAGGAUUUAACAACCCCAAGAUGCUGCUGCAGCAUCUUGGUAACUCGGUCCCAGGGCUUGUGUGCUGCGCAAGAGUUACCCUGCUGGUGACCUUCCCAAGAAAGCUCUGUACUCCUUGCAGAUGAUUUAGCAACCUCCUGAGGGAGGAGACAUGGCAGUACGGGUAUGAGGCUGGAGAGAUCUGAGCUGAGAGAAGCUGGCUGUCAGAGAGGUGAUGGGGAAAUUUAUUUUUUUUCAAGGGACCGGUCUGGAUUCGAGUCUGGAAUCUGCCCUGUCCUCUUAAGGACGAAGGCUGACAAGGGAGCUGCUCAGGUUUAAUCUGAGCAAGAGGGCAGCUAGGGAAAAGAGGAUUUCACUCCUAACCCAUUUGCUCAGGAUGUGUUGAUUUCUGCUCUGGCUCUUAUUUUUCAACCACCUAACAAAACUCCUCUAAGAAAGAUGGCGUCUGAGUUGUGAUACCGUAGUGUGGUUGUACUUAAUGUGGUUGAAAAGAGACAAAAUCAGCUUUUAGUUCAGUUUGAAGUACUUGGGAAAUGAAAAUACCAGGUUUAUGUCUGGGAGACUGUGUUCAUGUGAUACAAGGACAUAGCGAAAGCCUUUCUGAGCUGAGAGAAAAUGAAAAUACGUUUUAUGAUGUGUUUGAAAAUGUCAACCCUCUUGACUCUCUUCUCAUCAGUAGAGCUUCGUUUAAUAUUCAUCUGUGCGUCUGACCCAGCUAGGCAGGUAUAAUUCCCUAGAAAAUACUUAUUUUUCCUUCCACUUUUAGUGGAACAAAGCAAUGGCUAUUUUUGCCCUGUUUUGAUUUGGUUUGCUUCUUCAGGCUUAGGAGAGCAAUUCUCCUGACUCAGAGAUCAGAAUCCAGUUGAUAAUCUCUGCCAGCCUAUGGAACCCUCCUAAGGAUGUCAGGCUCCCACAGUAAAGAGCUUUCCAAGGUUUAAAAUUUCACCAUGGAAGACAUCAAUAGCCAGAGGAUUAGGUAGCAAAAAGCACUGUGCUCCUUCAAGCCACACCAGUUAAAAACUCUCAGUGGGCUUUUCCCCAGGGAUCUCUGGGCUACUUAAAAGAAUUCAGGGAAUGAAUUUGAAGCUACUCCACCACGUUAGAGACCAGCAACCAGCCCGUUACCGACAUCUUCCACUUCUCUGUGCUGGAUGCAGACAACAGCCAGCUGGACAGGCAGAUGUUCACCAUCACCAUCACAUCUGCCCUGGCACCGCCCGCACUCAUCGCCUUUGCCGACCACAUCACUGUGGAUGAGGGAGGCAGGGUCCUGCUGCUGGCUCAUCACCACUUGACUGCUGAUGAUGAUACUGCUGCCAGGGAGGACCUGAGGGUCACUGUGGUCACUCUGCCUGUGUAUGGCUACAUCGAAAACACCAGGACAGGCGAGAGCUUUGGCUCAUGGAGUGAGUCUACAGGGACCACAGAUGCCUCCUUUUCCCUUCAAGAUGUCUUGGAGAACAGCAUUUACUGCUUCCAGAGCGUCCAUGAAAGCACUGAGCCCACAGGUGAUGUUUUCCGCUUCUAUGUGAGUGAUGGCUUCAGCCGGUCAGAGGCGCAGAGCAUCAGCAUCACAAUCCAGCGGCAGAACGACGAGCCCCCGAAGAUGGCGCUGGAGCCUGUCCGCCUGCAGGAGGGCUCAGCCGUGGUUGUUACCAACGCCUCCCUCAGCCUGCAGGACUUGGACACCAGCAGCAGUGAGCUGGUCAUCGUGGUGAGCCAAAGUCCUGAGCAUGGCCAGCUCCGCAGAAGGCAGAGCGCGGCAGAGGCCCUGGAGCAGGGACAGGUGCUGUCCAGAGGCUCCUCCUUCACCUACCAGGACGUUCUGGAUGAGCUGAUCGUUUACACUCGGAGCGGUGCCGCAGCGCAGACGGGCGAGUUUGGCUUCUCCCUCACGGACGGGCUCUACACACGGGCGGGGAGGCUGGAAUUCUCCAUGGAGCUGCCGAGGAAGCAGCCCCCCCACGGUAGCUAUCAACAGGGACCUGCAGCUCCCAGCUGGCUCCACAGCUCGGCUCACGGCUCAGCACCUGAAGGCAGCUGCUGCUCAUUCAGGGGGCACGGCCAUCAGAUUUGUCCUGAGGAGGGACCCCAGCAGGGGCCAGCUGCAGCUGACCACAGCUGGUAGUUCAGUCCAGAUCUCUGCCAAAGGACCCCUCCAAAGUUUCACCCAGGCCGAUAUAAACAAAGGUGAGUGCAGGGUUUGAGGCAGUCACAGCAAGUGUAAAAACAAAGGCUGGUUUAGGUAGUCCCGUGAGGAGUAGGGAGCUGGACCUGAUGAUCCUUAUGGGUCCCUUCCAGUUUGGGAUAUUCCAUGAUUCUGUGAUUCUUUAUGAGAGAGGGAGGGAAAGAAGUAAGAUUAGAGCAGAACCCUGUAUCAUUGAACAGAUGUUAAAACAGCUCUCUCAGCAGGAGAAAAAGAAUAAAGAGAGAAAGUUGUGAAACCCAAAUUCUGGAGCUCUGUCAAGCCCCAGGUGCCUCAGCUGAUGGGGUCAGCCUGCUUCCAAAGUAAG
This is a messenger RNA of Cyanistes caeruleus (blue tit), 2767 nucleotides long. NCBI's taxonomy places the organism in Eukaryota, Metazoa, Chordata, Aves, Passeriformes, Paridae. The record is from RefSeq and is a predicted model, not a curated record.